AUGAUUGUUGCUCGACCUCACAACUUCUACACGCUUGCAGAGGGCAAGCCUCUUCCCAGCAAUGACAGCAGUGUCCAGGUCCGAAUCAAGCAGGGCGGUGGCCUGGUUCUCCUUCAGGAUACUCAACUGAUCGAGACGCUGGCACAUUUCUUCAGGGAGAGAAUCCCGGAAAGAGUGGUCCAUGCUAAGGCGAUUGGUGCUCGCGGAUAUUUCCAGGUCACGCACGACAUCUCCGACCUCACCGACGCUGACUUCCUCAAUGGCAUUGGGAAGAAGACGGAGGUUCUGGCUCGAAUCUCGACUGUCGGCCCUGAAGCCGGGUCCGCCGACACGAUCCGUGACUUCCACGGCUUCGCCAUCAAAUUCAAGACGGCCGAAGGCAACAAUGACUGGGUCUUUAACAACCAGCCCGUAUUCUUUGUCCGCGACCCUAUCAAGUUUCCGUCCCUGAAUCGGUCACACAAGAGACAUCCCGCCACACAUUCUACCGAUGCUGAUAUGUUCUGGGACUUCCACGUUGGGUCUCCUGAAUCCGUCCAUGCUCUGAUGUUCCUGUUCAGCGAGCGAGGGACUCCCGCAUCUCUGCGAAACAUCAACGCGUACAGCGGACAUACCUACAAGUUCACCAAGAAGGACGGUUCGUUCCAUUAUGUGAGGAUCCACGUCCACGCCGAUGCAGGAGUCAAGAACUUGACGAACGACGAAGCAGUUAGGCUCGCCGGCACAAGCCCAGACCAUCUGACACUUGACAUGUUCAACGCGAUCGAGGAGGGCAACUACCCGUCCUACACGGUGUCGGUUCAAACGAUACAUCCGGCCGACGUCGCACUAUGUCCAGUCAACAUGUUCGAUAUGACGAAAGUCUUGCCUCACGCGCGAUAUCCUCUGCGACCCGUCGGCAAGCUGGUGUUCAACAGAAACCCCAUCAACUACUUCUCGGAGAUCGAGCAAGCCGCCUUCUCGCCGUCGACCAUGGUCCCCGGCAUCGAACCCAGUGCCGACCCUAUGCUCCAAGCUCGGAUGUUCGCGUAUCCCGAUGCAGCACGCUACCGACUCGGCGUCAACUACCAAAUGCUGCCGACCAAUGCUGCCAAAGUGCCGGUCUACAUCCCUACCGAGCGCGACGGCUUCAUGAACUUCGGCGCCAACUAUGGCGCGGAUCCGAACUAUGUCAACAGCUCCGUUCACCCUACAGGCUUCCACGACGCCGCCCGAUGGGGGUAUAAGCCGACUGAGGAGGUGCUGAGUGGAUCUGUCGUCUUCACUUCGGAAAUCACCGACGAAGACUUCACGCAACCUCGUGCGUUGUGGACUAAUGUCUUAUCCAAGGAAGAGCAGGAGACCUUUGUCAAAAACAUCUCAGGCGACAUUGCUGCUGUCAAGAGGGAUUGGCUGCGAGAGAAGGUCUUUGAUCUCUUCCGCCGUGUCAAUGGAUCAUUGGGUGAUCGGAUCGAGGAGGCGGUCAACAAGAUCGUCAAGGUGUAG
This is a messenger RNA of Cladophialophora yegresii CBS 114405, 1485 nucleotides long. Its product is annotated as catalase. Gene Ontology annotation, cellular component: cytoplasm; mitochondrion; peroxisome. Lineage: Eukaryota; Fungi; Ascomycota; Eurotiomycetes; Chaetothyriales; Herpotrichiellaceae. Gene Ontology annotation, molecular function: catalase activity; heme binding. Gene Ontology annotation, biological process: hydrogen peroxide catabolic process; response to hydrogen peroxide. The transcript has 2 exons. The coding region runs from base 1 to 1485 and encodes 494 amino acids. The record is from RefSeq and is a predicted model, not a curated record.